This is a messenger RNA of Perkinsus marinus ATCC 50983, 282 nucleotides long. RefSeq lists its product as hypothetical. The annotation marks the transcript as partial. NCBI's taxonomy places the organism in Eukaryota, Perkinsozoa, Perkinsida, Perkinsidae. The transcript has a single exon. The record is from RefSeq and is a predicted model, not a curated record.
AUGGAGGAGUACGAAGCCUGCUGUGAGGUCGACAUGGAGACUCUCGUGGCACAAGGGUUCCCAGCGAGGAUGUUCGUGCCUCCCGAGGAAGGUCGUCGAGUGCGAGGGGUCCUCAAUCUGGUAUUGUACAACAAGUUUGCUGGCAGUGGCUCCCAAACGGGGGCAAACAUCAAGGAUCUCUUCAACUCGUUGAGGCAGGUCGAUACCGAUGUGGUGGCCCAAAAUUUCGCUCGUAGGAAGGAAUCAUUUCAUUCUAGCGAUAUGAUGAACCACAUUCGGAGG